AUGAAAUCGUCAGAAGUUUCUUUCUUCGGCCUCAGAGAUCAAGUAGCGAUUCAAUACCUUACCGUCGAUUAUACACGAGCGUAUUCAGCGCAGCCAUUGAACUUCACCUUGAAGUUCAAGAUGUGCUUUGGUUGCGGCGGUCUGCUCCCUGGAGACAAGAUCUGGGUCACGCUGCCUAACUUCUUCCGCAACUCCACGGGGACCAUCCAGCUUGGCACAGCAGAGUUCGCAGAAGCGGACUGGGUAGAGGCAGAGAGCACUCUUGUCCUCACAUGCACUCAAAUAACGGCCAAUGGUCGCGAUUACAGCGUGCUGAUCCCAGCGACAUCGGGCAUCAGUGCUCCCAAGGAAGGAGUUCGAAUCAACUCCUUCGGUACUUACUACACAAACGCGCAGAAUGGCGGGCCCUCGGUUCCUGUGAACACACCUCUGCUGCAGAUUGGUUCGUUCACGGACACCCUCAAGGUUGAUUUUACGGAGAGGGUUGCAGGAAGAAUGGUUGGGAUAGACGUCUCGUUCAUUGCCCAGAUGAAUAUGAUUGCGAAUGAUAUGAUCAGGUCGGCGGGAAUAGCGAUAGGUCAGGAUGGAAUAUUGUUGCAUGAUCCUAGGGUCUUGGUGGAAACGAAUGCCUCUCAAGGUCCAGUCUUUCCAACUGUCGCUGCUGCGCCUGCCAUCGGAUCCUUUGAGGAGUACAGGUUUCAGUUCGCUGGCCAAUCUCCAGAUGUUAUUCUUGCCGGGGAUAUCGUCUCUAUUUCCUUGAAAUUCAUACACAAUCGCGAUAUUCUUCCUGGAGAACACAUUGCUCUUCAUCUGCCAGGAUUCUCAAGACGAGUAGCUGACCAGAAUCAAAGCAUCACAACUCAGAACGAUCAGUUUGAUCAGGCCAAGUGGCAUCGAGAUUCUAACAUUCUCGUGUUCACUGCUAAGUACCUUGUUUUGGCAGGCUUGCGCAGUGACAUUUUUGUGAGCUCUCAAAACUCUUUUGCGCUCCCUACAACAGGCCUUCCAUCGGACUUCCAGGGAGUCCAGCUGACGACGGACGCUAUCUACGGCCCUGUUGUCUCAAGAUCUCUUGAUAUCUUGACGCCAGUCGGCGCUUUUUCCUACACCAGCAUGUCGUACGACAACCCGACAGCCGGGGAGCGAGUGGACAUUCAUUUUCAGUUCACUCCUCUCAUGAGCAUUCAGGAGGGAGAGCUGAUCGAGUUCUAUCUGCCGGGCUUCAAGGGCCCUGAGGGUAUCAUCCCCCAGUCCGAUGUGUUCGACAUGGGGAGCGUGAGCGAUCCGCGGUUCUAUGCUGCAUGGUCGGCGACCUACCCCGAUCAGCGCCUGGUGUUUGUGGUGAACUGCGGGAAAGUGCUGGAGGCAAAUCGAUCAGUUCAUGCCUUCAUCUCCUCCACCUCUGGCCUCACUCUGCCGGAGAAAGCCAUCUCAUUGAACCAGCAAACAUUUUUCAUCUCCUGUAACGCCAAGGCAGGGCCGGUGUAUUCUACCCCUCUUUGGUAUGUCGAGCCAGUCGGGGCUCUACUUGCUACUUCUACCUACGCCAGGUUGGCGUAUAUACCAGAGUCACCUUCAGCUGGUUCAAUAGUCCAGCUUGAGCUGGUCUUCAGCAAUGGGAUGAAGUUGGUUAAGGGAGAUGUGUUGUCAAUGCAGCUGCCGGAUUUCUUUGCUGAGUAUUCCCUCGAGAACAAUUUCGAGAGAAGGUCUAUGAUUCAGAUCGUUGUAAAUACUAUCAACUACGUUUAUUUGUCUGCAACCUGGGUUCAAGGCAGCCAUGAAUUCUCCAUCUCUUUCAACGAGGAUAUCAUUGAGGCUUCCAACAUUACCAUCGUCAUUCCAGAAUCUUUCGGGCUUCACGUGCCUGUCAAUGGCCUGAUGGCAAACCAGGCAACUUUGAGGCUUUUCGGAUCGUUUGAGGCGGGUCCGGUGGCCCCCCAGUCGAUCAAGAUUUCUCCCGCCGUUCCUCUCUUUGACUCCAUCGUUGCCUCCUUCGAUCCUCCUGCCAUCGAACGCGAUCUGUCCAUCAAUAUUUCGCUCCAUGACGUUGCGACUUCCCGACCCAGAAACUUGGUCGAGCAAUGGCGACUCAAGUUGUCUGGUCUGCGGAGGGCCUCGAGUAUCUCCGCCUUCACUGUCGUCGGUCAGAACAUCGAUGUCCUGGGGUCGAGCUGGAAUCCUCUUACCAGCGAAGUCCUUCUGACUGUCACCAUCAGCACGGCGAGCUCUUUCCGCUAUCUGUACAUCUCCUCUUCGCAACAGCUGUACGUUCCCUUCCCCGGCCUUGCAGCUAAUUCUUUCUCUCUCUCCCUCGAUCCAACUCACGGCUACCCCAUCCAACUUCCAAUCAACUCUCGCGCUAUCGGAUCGCUGCAGACUCAGCCGCAGAUCGUGUUCACGUCAACGGUGGUAGCUGGCAGCCCAGCCGCCUUUGAGAUCUCUUUCACGGCCAGCAUGUCGCUGGCGCCCAAGGAUCGCAUAGUCCUCAACCUCCCGGGCUUCUUCACUCCAGUAGGUAUCUUUGACCUGGACAUCUACCAAGUCACUGCGGGUCAGAACUCGUUGUCACUUACAGUGUCUGUCGGGAAAAAGAUCGAUCCGGGAGUGAAGCAGGUCGUUCAGUUUCAGUCUCAGCUGGGCAUUCUCUUCCCACCUGACGGUCUCUCAGCUCUCACUUCGCCCACCAUCGAGAUGAUAGCAGUCGCUGGGUACCUGAUCCCGACUGCUCUGGUCUCGACCGCGACGGACGGAUCCUUCGAGAGCACGAGAAUGUUCUUCAAUAAUUACAACUUGGUUGACUCGUCUGCUGACGUCAUCAUCACAUUUGUGCCGCAGAUGCCCAUGGCUGCGAAUGAGACGAUAUCUAUCAGGAUGCCCUCCUUCUCGCAGCCCCAACAGGCCUUCGCUGCUGUCUCCAACACUUCCCUUGCGAUGACGUGGCUUCAGAGCAGCAGGACGCUGCUACUGAAGUUGGAGCAAUCGCUUCAGAGAGGAGAGCUUGUCAAGGUCGAAGUCCCAGCUGGGACCGGGCUGACUUUGCCGACCGAAGGAGUCGAGAAGAACUGGGAUGGAAUUCAGAUCUCAGCUCAACUGGCCACCUCGAUGGUGGACUGGCAGCCUUUCAAGUUCGUCCAGGCUGUCGGGAAAUUCCGCAACUUCACCCUCGACUUUCAUCCCAGGACCCCUCUGGCGGCCUGCAAGCUGGACUUGCAGCUGGAGAGCAGCAUCAACAUCUCAAUUGGUGACAAGGUCUCAGUGUUCCUGCCCAACUUCACUUCCUCCUCCUCGUUGACCUUGUCGGAGAUGGGAACCGCUGCUGUGCAGGGAAUCAUGACGGAGGGGAUGAAUGGGACGUGGGAUGAGGUGAGGGGAGUGCUGGAGCUGGUGUGCGAGCGAGCCGCAGGAUGCGGGAGGAGCGUUUCAGAAAGUCUCGAUGGGAUCCUGAAGCUGCCAGGAGGAGGUCUGGAGGAGGCGGACAAGCGGCUGGAGGCGAUGAUGAGAAGCUCUGAAGGAUUGGUUGCGAUCGAGAGGGAGAGUGUGAUAUGGAGCCCUGCAGUACCUGCGCAGAGCUCGCAGAUGAGGGAGAAGGGGGCAACGUGGGUGGAGGAGAGGUCAAAGGGAAUCCUGUUCAACUCAGAUGAGAUUCAGAUGGCAGGGACAGCUGGGAAGCGGAGGCUCCUGGAGGUGGGAGGGGGGCAAGGAUUCACUAGCACGAGAUUGGACGCAUACUCGUUGUCAGGGAUGGUGGAGGUGCAGUUUGCAUGCUUGUCAAACUUGUCGACGGGGGAGGAAAUCUCUGUUAGCAUGCCCAAUCUCUUCGUAGGUACGUCCUCUGCACUACAGGACUCCUCGCCUCUGCUCAGCGUGAAGUCUUUCAACGUGUCUUUGGGAAGAGUCGUGCUCCGUAUCGACCAAGACAUUCUAGCGUCGACGCUUGUACAUUUCAAGAUCACUGGUCUUGUUCUGAGCAAGGUAAACCAGAACUAUUCUCCGUCAAUCUCUUCUGCACCCCGUUUCCAAGAUCAACCCUUUCAAAACGUUCGAUUUUUCUGCUCCUUCUCCCAGUCCUACCCGCUAGUGUUCGCAUCCCUUGUGCAUUACAACGCGCGGGCGGGCGAGCCCGUGGAGCUGAGGUUCAGAGUCACCUUCUCAGACUCACAGAAGCACAUUCUACGCAUCCACCUCCCGGAGAUCUCCUUGCAGCAGGCGACUCAGAACGUGACUGAGUUCUUCUUAGCCGGAGUCUACUGGACGAGAAUCAGGUGGACUGAGCCGUCCAAGGUGCUCGAGGUCUUUCCUUACGGUGUUGGAAGCUUCCAGCCGGAGUUCGCGAUCUCGACGUCUUACGGUUUUGUGCUGUCCCGCUAUGGCUUCAGGUCCAUCGAUCGAGGCAUCUUCAUCCUCUUGGACGACUGCUACCGUCACGUCUUUGACGAGCUCCCGCCCGUUGGCUCCUUCAACAACGAGACUCAGGUCUCGUUCGUCGACGGAGUCCCCGGCCAGCCCUCCAGGAUCAUUUUCAAUUUCUCAAUCGCCAUGUCUAUUCAAUUCGAGGAGACCAUUUUCGUCCAUAUUCCGAAGUUUCUCGGCAAGAGCUCCAAGGUCGCUUACUUCAACCUGUCUUGCUCCCUGGACAACUCAAAAUCGCUCGUCCCCUCGUCAGUCCUUUGGGACCCUCCGUUUCUCAACUUCACGGUCUUGUCAGACAUACCACCCUCCAGCAGAUGCCUUGCUGUAGUGGAGCAGGAGGUGAAUGUGGUAAUUCCUCCAGGAGGUGUCUACAUCGUUGACUUCAUCACCGUCGCUACCAACGCUCAGGAUGGUCCAGUCCUGCCCACAAGGGUGUACAACGUGCUGGGAGUGGGAAGGAUCGAACCUGUCUAUCUGCGCUACGAGUCCACGUCAUCUCCUGAGACUGGCCUUCAGAUCCUCUUCUCCUACUCCCUCCCUCUAAAGAGCGGCGAUGCCCUCGUCCUCAGCCUGCCAGGUUUCCUCGGGGAGAUAACGCACAACGUGUGGGUCCCUGGGUUUGGCCUCGCUAGCUGGAACCCCCUGCUCGGUCAGCUGAGGCUCGUGCUACUGAACACUGCCUUUGACGCAAACACCAGCGUCGCAAUCUUCGUCGACUCCGACGCAGGCAUCAGGCUUCCGUUGGAAGGUGUGAGCAGGAACCAGCCCUCCCUCAAGAUCGGAGUUCAGUCUCCUGUGGCCUACGCUGUCCAGGUUGCGUUCCCGGAGUCCGAUGGUGUUGGCUCUUUCCUCAACAGCCCCAAGUUGUCUUAUGGCAACCCAACGGCAGGAGAGGUUUCUUCUCUCAUCCUCGAGUUCAGGCCUGAGAUGAGAAUCCUUGUUGACGAGCACGUCGGACUGAUCCUCCCCGGCUUCACGGGGGGACGGGACACAUUCAAUGUCUCCUCGACUCCUGAGGGCUGGUUCAAGGUGGGCAGGUGGUACGUCAACGAGUCAAGGCUGCUCAUGACGGCAGCGGUCGUCAUCCCUGGGCCUAACGAGACCAUUCAGAUAGUCAUCCCGGAGGCAGCUGAAAUCAGACUUCGCCUGAAAGGUUUGGGUGCCAACCAGCAGGACCUUAAGAUCCUUACCAAUGCCAUCGACGGUCCCAUCAAGGGCGCGAUCAUCCCUACCUCGCAGGCCGUCGGCUCCUUCUACGAGCCUGUGAAGAAGCUCCCCUUCCUCCACGUCACCUACACUGCGCUCGAGUCCCCAGCGACCAUCCAGUUCUCCUUCGAGCCGCAGAUGACGAUCAGGGCAGGGGAGAUCAUCAACCUGACCCUGACAGGCUUCACUGCCAACGGCAACAUCUACAAGUUUGACCCUAUCAACGACAACGCCAACCUCUACGCCAACUGGUUCAACAAGGAUGCUGUCCUCCAGCUUGUCUUCAUCCAGGACAUCCCAGAGCUCUCAGCUCAGUCUCUUACUGUCCCAUCCUCUUUCGGUAUCCGCCUGCCCCCCUACGGCAUUAGCACCAACGAUCCUCGCAUGCGCAUCUCCUGUAAUGCCAUCUACGGCCCGGUUCCUCCGAUCCCCAUCGCAUACAGCAAUCCCAUCGGAGUCUUCACUUACAAGUCCAUCUCGUUUGACCCGCCGGUUGCAGGGUCGCUUGUCACACUCUCCGUCGGGUUCAGGUUGAAUCAGGAGAUCGCCACGAACGAGUCGGUCAAGAUGACGUGGACGUACAAUCGCAAUGUCAUCUCCGAGUGCAGCCAGGCGUUCCCCAGCCACCCAGACGUCACGGUUGCAACAGCUGGGAACGGCUCCCUUUACUUCCCCACAGCGCUGAUCAAGUGGUCCGAAACCCAGGUCGUGAUCGAGGUCUUGGCAGCUCAGGUAGUCCAGCAGGACAUGGUUAUCUCUUUCAGCAUCCCCUCCAGCUCGGGCAUCCGCCUGCCAAAGUGUGGCUUCAAUGACCACUAUGACAAGUUUCUGAUCGAGACAAACGCAAAGGCCGGGCCAGCGAACCCCAGCAGCAUGCAAGUCCUCAACGUGGGAUCUUUCCACCACUCCGUCAUCAGGUUUGACCCCCCGCAGAUCGGACAGCUCGCAAGCAUCGACCUCGCUUUCUUCUCUUCCAUGGCCCUCAGCAAGGACUCUUCUCUCUCUCUCACCCUCCCUGGGUUUCAGCUGGACAAAGCAGACCAGGGCACUGCGGUCACCAUCACCGCGACCUCCUCUUGCUGCGAUGGAGCCUGUCAGAUGGUCGGGCAAUGGCGGCCCCUCCUGUUCGAACUUCAGAUCCUCUUCUCGUCCAACCCGAUCGUCUUUUCUGUCGAUCAGUUGUGCAACUAUCACAUCCAGAUCUCCCGUUCAGAGCUGUUCCGGGUAUCUCUGGAGGGUUUGUCGGAGAACAGCAGCAAUGUCACCCUUGGCACAAACUCGAGCUACGGAAAGGUGGUUCCCCUGCCUAUCGACAAGUCCCCAGGGAUCUACAAGACGGGAGGGAUCGUCGAGUCUAAUCUCUCCUUCUUUCUCUUCGGCAGCUCGCAACUGCCGUCGUCCAACAACCCUUGUGGGAUCCAACUGUCUGUCAGGAUGAAGAUGCUUCUCGUGCCAGGAGACAUCAUGACUCUGAGACUCCCGGACUUCAAGAACACGACUGGCUUCCAGCCUCAGCGAACUUGCUCGACGUCCAAGGUGAGGAGCCUGUACUGGUUGGAGGCUGAAAGUUCCCUUGUCCUCCAAGUCAUCUCCGAGAUCGAGGCUCGGGAGCUUUUCAUCUACUCCUCCUGCGUGGAGGAGCAGCUCAUUCUACCUGAGCAGGGCGUCAGACCCAACUCUGUCAACAUCACCCUGUCCUCAAACGCCUCUGCCGGCCCCUUCCCUCCUCUUUCGCUGCAGCAGGUGACGCCUAUCGGAGCCUUGCUCAACAGCUCCAUCUCGUUCUCUCCUCCCUAUGCUGCGCCAGUCAGUCGGUAUGCGAGCUCGCCGUGCUGCAACGACUACACGGCCUCGUGCUGCACCAACUAUCAAGAGGCUUGCAACUUCCGCGUCAACGUCACUGUCAAGUUCAUCAAGUACAUGUCUAUCACUCCAGCUGACAAGCUGCUCGUCCAACUUUGCGGGUUCCAACGAGUUGUCAACUGCCCAGCACCGCCGACGAACGAGACGAGCAUGUUUGACCUGUCUUGGGAUGCCGUUCAGAGCCAGCUGACCUUAAUCCCCAAGUAUACGCUCUACUCUACCUUCAUGGACUUCGUCGUUCCAAGCUCGUUCGGUCUCGUCCUCCCUCUAGAUGGUUUGUACGGACGGGAGUGCCUCCGGAUCGGAACGGAUGCUGCCGACGGGCCUGUACCCUUAACUAGCUUCCCGUACAAGCAGCGGGUAGGGGCCUUCUGGAACAUGUCAAUCUCCUUUAUCACUUCCUCGCCCUUGGCCACCAUCGGUCUGACCAUCCGCAUGCGGAACAAGAUGCCGUUGGUUGCUAAGGACGUGAUUGUCCUGUACCUGCCCACCUUUAGUGGCCCCAACAUUUCCUGUGCUUCAGCGGUGGGCGAAAACGGGACGUUGAUCAGCUCCGCGUGGUUCCGAGAGAACAGCUCCGUUGCCUUCGAGCUCGUCGACAGCUUUCCUGUUGACUCCACCAUUACCAUCUUUCUGCCCUCUACAGCGAUGAUCGGCAUACCGAAGGAUGGACUGAGCGCAAGCUCCAGCAUUUUUCUGUCGACGGACGCCUUCUUCGGGCCAGUCUUGAAGACGAAGAUACAUUACGUGCCGGUGAUCGGGUGGCAGGGGAUCUUUAACCAUGUCUCGUUGCGCUUCGGAGAUCAGCCGAGCACGCACUAUCCUGUUCCCCUCCUCCUCUCUUUCUCCUACAACGCAAGUCUGCACUACGGCGACGAGAUUGUGUUGGGGCUGACUCGGUUUUCCUUUCCUCAGAGUCUUGUCGACACCAGCACCUUCACCACCGAGUGGUCUGUGCGCUCGGACUGCUCAAAAGGCUGCGGAUGGCAGACAGUGAUGUACCCGAUCGUCGGGUCGGCACUGUGGGAUGCUGCCAACCAGACGCUGACGUUGAAGCUCGUGGGCGACAUAGAGGCAGGAACCGAGAUGAGCAUUCUGAUCCCUUCGACCGCCGGGAUGAACCUACCGCAGACUGGGGUCGGGAGGCAGCACAACAUCAGCAUCGCCUGCAAGGCGCAGGCAGGUAGCACCAGGUCCCCCUUCAGGGUCGUCGACUUCUACCCCGUCGGCGGCAUCGACAACCCCAACAUCACUUUCGAUCCGUUGCAGGCAGACGUUUACAGCAGAGUGCUGGUCUCUCUUGACAUCCUGAUGGAGCUUAACGUGUACCCUGAUUCAACCUUCGUUGACAAGCUCCUCGUCACUUUGACUGGCUUCCAAGGAGACGACCGUUGCGAGUCAUUCAACGCGACUGCCGUCUUCCCCUUCAGCGAGGCGUGCUGGAACCUGACGACCCACACCCUCAGCCUGUCUGUCGGCAGUUUCAUCCCUAAGAGGACUUCGCUUCAAUUCGCUCUCGGCUCUAAUUUCGUCAAGUUGCCGGUGGACGGCCUUAUCGAGAACUAUCAGGCCCUCAAGAUCUCAGUAUCAGCCCUUGAUGGCAACGUCCUUCCCACAGCCUUCGAGCGGUCUCCCGCGGUCGGAGUCUUCAACAACCCCGUCCUCCGCUUCUCUCCGGCGUACGCUGGGCGAUUCACGACUCUCACCAUGUCCUUCGUCGCAGGGAUGGGCAUGCUCUACGGGGAGACCGUGACCCUCCACCUUCCAGGAUUUUCAGCGAAGCCAUCGUCAACGACUAUCUCGACGCUGAGUCAGAGGUUCGCCUUCGUGAGCUGGCAGGCAGAGACAAGCUCUCUUGUGUUCACUGUUGAGUAUCCUUUCAGCAAGGGGGAGCAGAUACGAGAAAUCCUUUCCAGCGCUGACCUGACACUGCCGAUCGACGGAGUCUACGCAGACAGCAAACUGAUUCGGAUCUCUUCAAACGCGCGUUCAGGGCCUGUGAUCCCGACCCCCUUCGUCGAGGGAAACUUCGAUCCAGUGGGCUACUUUAAGUUCUCUCGCCUCCAUGUCGCUCCUCCAUCAACCUCUCUCAGCGUGUCCCUGACUAUCUCCUUCAUCUCUAUCGUUGACCUUCAGCCCAACGCUGUCGUCCAGCUCGACCUUCCCGGUUUCACGGUCUCAGGCGCUGUCUCCCAUCACAACGAGACUGGUCCGACAGUCACUUCAAUCCAAUGGAACUCUCAGAUCAGCAGGUUGUCCAUCGUGCUGGGGCAGGUUGUCUACCACGACGCCUUGACAUCCAUCAAGUUCUCAGCUGCUCAGCUGAUCAAGAUCCCAGCUGGGGGCCUGGCGGCCAACGAGCCCUCCCUCAAGAUCUCAUGCGUUCAGAGCGUCGGGGCCAUCCUUCCCACUUCCAUCAUGUACUCCCCGGGUAUCGGCAGCAACGGGAAGGCCGUGGACGUGCAACUAUUCUUUGACCAAAAGGGUCCCAUCGCCGGGAUGAUUUCCCCGAUGAAGAUUCAGUUCGUCGCCAACGUGUCUCUCUUCCCCUCUGACACCAUUCUUCUCACUCUCCCUGGCUUCUCUUCGGCCUCCGUCAACGUCUCCGUCCUCGUCGUCACUGAUUGGUACGGCGGGCAGUCCCAGGAAACCGUUGCUAGCUGGAUGUCAGCACAGUCCAAGCUGGAGCUGAACGUCCCUCUGGAGCUCCCAGCGUCCUCCUUGGUCACUCUCUCGCUCCUUCAGGGGCUCAUCCUGCCCCAGGACGGACUCCCAAAGGACAAGAUUGGGCUGAAACUGCAAGCCUCCGCCGUGGCUGGAGACAUCCCAGUCACUGACAUAGGAAGGUGGCCGGCGAUCGGCUCGGUCGUCUCCAGCCUGUCGUUCGAUCCUCCUCGCGCCGGAGUGUCCUCCUCGAUCAUUUUCCACUUCACCCCGUCGAUGACCAUCUACAAGGACGAGACUUUGAGUUUGAAGCUCCCGGGCUUCAGGAGGAGCUCGCAGGCGCAGCUGGACAUCAGCCCGCCUUCGGUCUUCGUCAACGGCAGCUGGUCGGAGAGGGACAUGGAAGUCAGGUGGAGAGCAGCCGAGGACAUCGCGAUGUACUCAGCCCUGACCUUGACGAUCGGAGUUGAUCAAGGGAUCAUCACACCUGUCGAUGGCAUCAUGACCAACGACUCAGCCUUCACUGUCUCCAUCAACGCCAGUGAAGGGCAGGUCUUCUCGGCUCCAGUGUCAGGUGUGCAGGGGAUUGGAUCCUUGGAGCAGGUGUCUGCCUUCUUCUUCCCCAAGGACCGGAGCAUGUACCUCGAGAUCAGCUUCGCCAUCAAGUCAAGGAAAGUGAUAUUCAAAGACGAUAGUCUCAUCCUCCUUCUGCCGUUCCUGGGCCGAGCGAGCGGCAACCAGCAGAUCUCUCUGGCAGGAGAGGACUCAGCUUCCUUCCAAGCGCUCUGGGGAACCAGUUCGUGCGGCAACGGCAGUCAGGCGGAUCAGAGUUGUCCUUGCAAGUAUGAGGAGGUCAAAGGCUUCGAUCAAAAGUUUCUCACUCUCUCAUCUCUUGGCAACCUCCCACUCGGACGGGAAGUGAAGUUGACAAUCACUGCAGACUCAGCACUCAUGGUUGAUCAAGUGUCAAUGGUUUGGGCGACCUCCAACAAUUUCUUGGUGGGCUGCUCCAGGUAUGGAGAUCUAGAACCGAUUAACAACCUCAACUUGACUGGAAUCCUAUCGACGUCGCUCAACUUCGGCGACAAGGUUUCUCUCUCUCCAGUAAACUUCUCGAUCUCCUUCGAGAGCGAUAUCUCCUUUGACGUCAACGACACGCUCAGACUCCAUCUCCCUGACUUUUACAGCGAGGGCUCCUGUCAAGACCCUCGGACGUUGACGAUCUCGAUCUCAGGGCAGAGCAUGAAGCAUGCCUUGUCUGCUUGUUGGGCCAACUCGACUUCUGAGCUCCUGAUGACCUUCGAGUCUCACGUUCGUCUUCUCGGCAACUCUUCGGUCUUCAUCUCGUCAAGUGUGGGGAUGGUCAUUCCCCAGGCAGGCAUCCGAAGGCUGAGUUGUUACACACUGCAAGCCUUCACCUCCCGUUAUGGCAACUUCUCCUCUUGCAUCACUCACGUUGUCCCGAUCGGCAACUUCCUCCGGAGCGAGGUCGGGUUCUAUGGCUCUGUCUCGUCCUCGUCGUUGCUGUCGGGCAUCAACAGUAUCGGAGUUGUCGUACAGCCAACGAUGACAAUCCUCAGAGGUGAAUCGAUCACAAUCACCUUCUACGACUUCAAGAACGUCUCGGAGCGGGCCGACGGAGUCUUGCCCUCGAACGGGACUGACUGGACGGUGAUAUGGGACGAGAACAGGGGCAAGAUGAGGCUGGUGGCAAACGAAACCAUCUCGGCUUUCUCUGUCGUCGUGCUGACUAUCAACGUGUCUGUCCUGAUCAAAGUGCCGAUAGAGGGCGUGAGGGACGGGGACACUCGUUUCAACAUCAACUCUGACGCACAGGACGGGCCUGUCCUGUCGGCCCCUCUGACCAAGAUCCAGGCCAUCGGGUCUUUCUACAACGCGGAUCCCAACAAGAAUGUCAACAUCGUCUUCACCCCACCUGUUGCCUACAACUCUCGUUCACAGGUCAAGACCUCAUUGCAAGCUUCCUUCACCCCGACCAUGAAGAUCGCCCCCGGCGAACUUGUUGAGCUCUUCCUGCCAGGGUUCCAGGCCACCCCGUCCCAGUUCACCGUCACCUCCACGAACCUGCGCUUCAUCCAAGCUUCAUGGCAAGGGAGCCUCUCGAUCCUCAGCUUGACAGCGCAGAGCUCAGUCGUGAUAGGGGAAUCCGUCGUCGUUACUGUCCCUCAGUCCGUCGGCUUCAAGAUCCCAGAGGAAGGGAUCGCUAGAGGAAAAAUCUACAUCAAGUGCAACGCUCUCGAUGGACCUGUUCCCUUCUCUCCCGUCCAGUACACUCCCAUCGGCUCCUUCGCCGGCACUUCGUGGCUGGACUACGGAAACAAGAGGGCUGGAGAGCUUUCCGACCUCUUCUUCCGCUUCCGGGCUUCCAUGAAGAUCUUCCAGGACGACUUUGUGCGACUUUCCCUCCCGUCCUUCACCCUUCUCCCUGGUCAGAUUUCUGUCGUAGACCCCCAGCACUACAUCACUCGAGCGUCGUGGUCGACGAGACUUCAGAUCCUUGAGUUCACAGUCGUGCAGGAGAUCCCAGCCAACGUCUCGAUCUCGCUCUCAGUGUAUCACUCCGAAUCGGGCCUCGUGCUCCCGGUCUACGGGACGAACCUCAACAACGGAGACAUCAAGAUCUCCUGCACCAGCUCGGACGGCCCGAUCCUCCCGACCCCAGUCUGGCAGUCUCCCGCUGUGGGGACUUUCCUGUCCUCGACGACCUUCCAGGUGAUCCCAGGGCAAGUGGGAGUGGCUAACGGGGACCAUGUGGUCUUAAAUCUGCCUCUGUUUGAGAGGUCUGAGGUAUACCAGGACCAGAUCCAUUCUUCGGAGAUCGUAACCGUCCCCGAAGGCUUCGCGUCGGGGGCGAGUUGGGACUUAGCAACCAACAACAUGGUGCUGACCCUGGCAAAGGACGUCUUCCAGUCAAACCUCAAGGUGGAGAUCAAGAACUUCAAGCUCCCUGCUCGGGGCUUGCUGACUCACACCUCCUCCUGCGGGAGCUUGAUAGACCGCAGUGUCUUGGACACCUAUCUCCCCAACAUCAGCACUGACGCCGUCCUUGGACCGGUCCUGCCCAUCAGAAUCAAGCAGAUCAGCCCAGCUGGUGCCUUUACAACCUUCGGACUUACGUUUGCGCCCCUCCGUGCUGGGCAUUCAGUCGAGAUCACCAUAGUAUUGACCCCAACCAUGCCGAUCGAGUCGGGGUCGUUGUUCCAUAUCUACCUUGGUGGGUUCAACGGAGGAGCCACGAGCGGAAAUCUCGUAUCCACUUCCAACGUCCCUUUCUCCUUCAUCUGGGACCCCUCGUCCGAAAUGCUGGAUUUGACUGCCAAUCAGUGCAUCAACCAGAACGUCGAAGUUACCCUCGUCGUGCCCGAGUCGAUCGGAAUCACUCUCCCUCAGCUGGGAAUCACUCUGUCCGCGGGUAAGAUGAACGUUUCUUGCUCUGCUCCAGCAGCUCCUAUCCCACCCACCCCCAUCACGGACUACACUCCUGUUGGGUUCUUCUAUGAAACUUCCCUCCGCUUUGACCCCCCGCAAAUCGGCUCCUCCCCCUCUAUAACCGUCUCCUUUGUUCCGACCAUGAACCUGCAGCCCAACGACAACAUUGUUCUCCGUAUUCCUGGGCUUGAUGGAAAUGACGGGGCGAGCAUCAACGUACAGGUCCUCGAAGGCCCAGCUGGAGGGAUCAAUGAGGCUAGCUGGAGUCAGACGAGCCCCGACUAUUCCUUCGUCCUCCCCGUCCAGACGAAUAUCCCGGCAUUCACCAAACUGACCCUGCGCAUCGCGCAAUCGUCGGUCACAAUCUCGAGCAGGGGGAACGGGCUCAACGACCAGGCCAACACCCUGGCGUCUUCAGCGACGGAUGGAGAAGUUCCGAUCAGCCAAGCAAUUCCAAUAGAGAAGUCAGAGGAAGUGAAGCAGUACGGCUCGGUCAACGUCUCUUCCAUCCGGUUCUCCAAGGAGCCCAGGGCAGGCAUGCCGACGGAGUUGUCAGUCGUGAUGGCCUUUGACGUGUUGACCUAUGUGGACGACAGUCUCUUGAUCAAACUCCCAGACUUUAGGCUCAGCAACAGGUCAGACCUGCAGGCUCUGACGCUCGAGGACAGCGAGCGCUCGAUCACGGUCAGCGAGUCAACGGAGGGAGUGGAGAUCACGUUUGUGAACAAAGUCUACCGGGACCCUUACUUCAGCUUCUCCUUCGUAAUCCCCGAUGCAGCAGGUAUCUUGCUGCCGGAGAAGGGGGUGAACGAGGCAUCUUUCAUCUCCCUCCAGGGGAAUCUGUCCGCCGGUGAGAUACAGCAAGUCCUCUUCCGUGACAUCCAGUACAUCGGUUACUUCAAGAAUAACACUGCCCUUAGCUAUAUCGAGCCCAUGGCCCCCAACAGCAUCUCUCAGGUCCCCGGCAACGUUCAGGUGCGACUGGAGCUGACGUCAAGACUGAUCCCCGGCGACAAGAUCAGCAUCAUCCUCCCUGGAUUCUCGGUGCUCGAGAGCCCAUUCCCCGUCAUCGUGUCCUCCUCCGAGACCCAAGCUGUGGGAAGCUGGAACAAGACGGAGGAGAUGUUGACCUUCGAGUUCUUCGCCGAUGUUCCUGGGAACACCAUCUUCACCUUGACGACGAACGCCAGCAUCAUCAUGCCGCACAAUGGCGUCACGGCCGGCAGCCGAAACUUCACAAUCUUCUCGUCUGCAAAGUACGGGCCCGUUCCGAGGAUCCCCCCGACCUUCGUGACCGAGUACCAGCUGUUGGGAUCGUUCAUGGACACUACUGUCCUUCGCUUCUAUCCAGCCAAGGCUGCGGAUGUCUCUUCUCUGUUCUUCAGCUUCCAGGCUGUGAUGCCCCUUGCGCCGGGAGAGCUCAUCGUUCUCAAGCUCCCCAAGUUCUAUGGCGCCAGCGUCAACGGCUCGGUGACGGCGACCAACGGGUCCAUCACGUCUGCCAGCUGGGAGAACAGCACGAUGCAGCUAAUCUUUACAGUGGACUCGGAGAUCUCAGCCUUCUUCAAAGUAGAUGUCAACAUCUCUAGUUCGUUCGGGAUCAUCGUCCCUGACGACGGCAUUCGGCUCAACCAACCCAACCUUGGCAUCAGCACCAACGCUGCCAGCGGCCCGGUGAGUAAGCAUCCUCUCACUCCUUUCGUUAGUAGCCAGUCGAUCGGAUCGUUCUUGGACUCGUUCGUCCUCAGUUUCAACCCUCCCAUGGCAGGCGCUCCCGUUCAGAUCUCUAUCUCAUUCGUCCCGGAGAUGAUGCUGGUGGUCAAGGACACUAUCACCGUCUACCUCCCUCUCUUCCUUGGCGUCUCCGGACCUCUCUGCGUCGGAAUCUCCAGUAGCGACCCAGCUAGGUUCGAGAGGGCUUCUUGGAACCAGGCCCUGGAAUCGUUAACCUUGACAGUCUCACGAGAAAUUUCCAUCCACGAGAACAUCUCAGUGAUAGUCCCUUCCUCCUCCGGUCUCAUGCUCCCGAGCACGGGGCUCCUUGGAGGCAUCGACAUCCGCCAACCACGAGUGGCAGCCAUCGCUGUGGACGGCUCCAUCCCCAUCCAGCCCAUCACGUACAUACAACACUUCCCGAGGAUCGGAGCCUUUGAGUACAGCCACCUGGCCUUCGAUCCGGAGAGAUGCUCCAACAACAACAUCAGCGCACUUGAGCUUUCGUUUGUGGUCACGAUGAGAAUUGACGAGGGCGAGCACGUUAGGUUGAAGCUCCCGCUAAGGGGCACCUUCCUUGAGUCCUGCAGUUCUUGCUGCAUUGAGAACUUCACCUCCUUCAGCCAUGGCCGCGUUGACCUCGGCGAUUGCACCCAACCCUCUGACCCUGGCGCGAAUGGGACAGGUGGGAAUCAGAGUAUCGUCCUACCAAUCUUCUUUGUGUUCAAUCAGUCUGUCGGCGCUCGAGAGAAAAUCACGGUCCGAGUACCUCUCCCAGCUGGAGUAUACCUGAUGAGGGACGAGCUGGACGAGACGUCCUUCCAGCUCUCCUGCAACGCGAAGCAAGGGCUGAUCUUGGACUCUUUCCCUCUCGUUGUCAGCGGGCUGGCCCCCUUGCAGUACCCAGUCUCUGUUCGACUGAACGACAGCAGGGUCGGGUAUGACGCCGAGGUCGAGAUCGUGAUGAGAUUUGACGUCGACUUGGAGCCUCGCUCCUCCGUACAGCUCGAACUGCACGGUCUCCAGCGCUCCGACUGCAACGAUACAUGUCAAGUACCGCUGGCUGGUCUGUCUGCCGGCCUCUUCUCUGUCGACAGAGUCUGUGACGUCACCACAAGACGUACUCUCCUCGGCUGCGGCUGGGGCAUCGAAGACAUUGCAGACUUGCAGAUUGCAGAUUGCGCCUCUUUCCUCUGCCCCAGCUACUGCCCUGCUCCGGCUCUGUCGCCGACAUGCCCGUCAGAAAGCGCCUACUUCAGUCUGGACAACCCCCAACAGAAGGUAUCGUUAUGUCAGGCUGGUAUCGGCAUGAGCAGGUGCUUGAAAGACGGGUUUGCCUUGAACGCCCAGAGAUUGGACCCAUCGGCCUCUUGCCCGGAUCAGAUUGGGGGGGCGACGGCACAGAGCCUAUCGAUGUACAACUCCUCCUCCUUCCUGUUCGAGCCCUACACUUCGACCGUACACGAGGCCCUCUGGUUCCCCUCCAACGAGACCCUCUUGUUGACGGUUGGGAGGAAGAGCAUUCCGCGCGGGACCCUCCUGAAGUUGUACUUGUCAAAUUUCAACACGAGGAUCGUCGGUCGUUCGAACUUCUCGACCACAACCUCUCUUGUCUACACGUCUCAAGUGCAGUGCAAGGACUGCCGGCCGUUCCGGCAUGCCGCCAGUGGCCCUUACGUCAAUAACGUUACCAACUCGUCCAUCACUUUCAACCCCAUCAAUGCAGGAGAAGCCGCAGCAAUCAUCAUCGCCUUCGUCCCUGCGUUUGACAUCGUUGCGCAGGAGUACUUCUUGAUCCACUUGCCAGGUUUCACUGGCGAAGCUAUCUCUCAGAUCGCAGGCUUGCAAGGGUCCUCGAAAGACCUAGUCAACAUUCAGUGGCUUCCAGUCCUCCAACGGUUCAAUGUCACUGUGAGGUGUGGCCAAGUCGUCAAGAAGGAUCAACUCUUCCACGUCGAAGUCCCUUCCUCUGCUGCCCUCCUGCUCCCCUUCCCCGGGAUCAGGACCAGGAACGUGCAUGAGUUUACUGUUACCUUCUAUACCUCCUCGAUCAAGCCCUUCCCCUUCUACUUCGAUUUCGUCUCUACCAUCGGAAGGUUCGCCUACUCCUCCCUGCACUUUUCCUCUCCGGUCGCCAACCAGUCUGUCGACGUCAUCUUCUCCUUCACUCCCGGCAUGGAUAUCGGCUCCGGCGAGUCUGUCGUCUUCUCGCUGCCGGAGUUUGCAUGGGAGGGAGAUGAAGUCCAAACGGUGAGCGAGGGUUGCGAGGUGAACUUCUCCUCCUGGGAUCCUUCAGUCAACGAAAUCUCUUUCCUCGUGUUCUCCAAGAUCCCUUCCUUUCAAGGAUGCUCCAUCAAGCUCGACCGCUCGUCCAAAUUUCGGUUGCCGACCUACGGGGUCCCUUUCAACGUCUUCGACUUCAGGGUCUCAACCAACUCCCGCGACGGGGCGGUGAGGAACGCGCGCGUAGACUUCGUACAGCCCGUCGGAGCUGUGAUGGAGAGUCUGAUCUACUUCGAGCCUCCGAUAGCAGGGGAGAAUGUCAACAUAUCAAUGCAACUCAAGUUCAGCAUGCCCUUGUUCCCCGGCGAGACAUUCACUGUGCUCUUGCCUAGCUUUCAGGGCUCCUCGCUGUCCCCUCUCUCCCUCCAUGUGGAGCCAGCUGCCAAGAUCUCUACAUCUUCUUGGAACUUGACCACGUCCACUCUUACCUUCACAGUCGCUGACUCCUGUGCCGGGCCCACCAUCCUUGCAGGUACCCGGAUUUUCAUCAAGGUCCUCAACGCUUCUGGACUGUACCUACCGGAGUCCGGCGUCAGACGCCAGCAGCACGGAAUCCUGAUCACGGUCAACGCGGCCCAGGGCCCGGUGUCGAGUGUCAGUCCCGCGCUAGUCAGGCCCGUUGGAUCUUUCUUUGCCCGGUUGCGAUUGGAGGAGAGGUCGCCUGAGCUCAGGUUUACCCCGACCCUACCAACGACGAUGACUCUGUUCCUCCAAGUGCCCAUGGAGCUGAACAAUGGCGAAACGAUCCGUCUCGACCUCCCCAAUUUCUACUCCUCGUCCUCCGAACAGAGGAUCAUCCGAGUCGGCAGUCUCCCUCCAGAGGUGGUGACAUCGGCGAUGUGGGAUCCCGUCGGGCAGAAGUUGGAGUUUCUGAUAGGAGCCAACCUCUCUGCGCACUCGAGCUUGACCCUUGAAGUCCUCGCCAACCAGGGUCUCAUACCGCCCAAGGUGGGGCUCGAGUGGAACCAGUCGGGUUUCUUCAUCUCCUGCAAUGCUACUGACGGCCCGGUGCUCCCGAUCCAAGUCCCUCGCUCCAAUCCUGUCGGGAUGAUCUACGGGUCGACGAGUUUGGACAGCGCCCCUUACGUCACCUUCGAGCCUCGGUACGCAGGAGCUGUCGCCAACCUGUUUCUUCGCUUCGUCCCUACCAUGAAGAUCUUGGAGGGAGAACUUAUCAUCUUACAGCUCGAUUCCUUCGGAGGGGACAGCAAUACGAACAUUACCCUACAGUUCUCUCCUCACCUUCAGAACGCUACCUGGAACUUGCAAACUAAGACUCUGGUAAUGAUCGUCUCACAGCGGAUCGACCCGCUCGAAGUUAUCGAGGUUGUUGUUGGUACUGACGCUGGGAUCAGUUUACCAGUGAACGGAAUCAGGAAACAGCAGAAUUUCACCAUCGCCAGCAACGCAUUCUACGGCCCUCGGACCCCUGUCCCCAUCCACGUCGACACUAUCGGGUCAAUCUUGUACGGGCCCACCAUCAGGUUCGAGACGGUUUUGGACCCUCACCUGAUGCGGCAUUUGGGUAAGGCUGGGGAAGCAGCGGACAUCUUCGUUUCUCUCGCCCUCUCCAUGGAUUUGGCGAUGAGGGAGACCAUCACGUUUCCCUUGCCCAACUUCCAAGGGGACUCGUUCGUUGACUUCCCAGUCGUCUCUGACAGGAACCUGUCGUUCAACGUGUCAUGGAACGCCUCUGACUCUCUGAUUGUCGUCGACAGCCAAGAUGACGUCCCGGCAGAGACCUUGAUCAGUUUUGUGCUGCCAAGAACUCUGGGCCUAGUGAUACCGGUGGUAGGAGUGCGGGAGAACCAAUCUAAUUUCUGGAUCGCAGUAGCCAGUGAUGAUGGUCCUAUCUACAGGUCAGGACUCUACUCUAGCACCGUAUACAACAUCUCCAUCGCUGUCCAAACAGAGCAGACUUCUUUCUCCAAUGUCUUCCCAGUGGGUUCCUUCGUCUACCCCAGACUGUUCCUCCUGCCGCCCGUCGCUGGGCAGUAUGCAGCGCUGCUGAUGAUGAUUGGAGUGAGGAUGCACAUUAGAGCAGCAGAUGAGAUGUUUCUUGAGUACAGCUUGAUCGACUUUGAAGCUCAGAACUUUACAGGUGCCUGCCUGUAUGAAGAUGGUACAAGAGCUGAGCUGGUGGGGACGGUAGAUAGAGCACGAAGCCUGUUGACGUUCGUGUUCUCAGCCGAUGUGCAGAUCGAUACGAAUGUCAAGAUUUACGUUGAUCCAUCCGCACGGAUCAAGAUCCCCGUCGGUGGGAUGUAUCCCAACCAGACCAGUUUCAAGAUCUUGACAUCUGCGUUCAACGGUCCCGUCCCCUCCACCGACUUGCUGUUCGCACAAUCCGUUGGCAUCGUUAUGGACACCUCUCUCUCCUACUCUCCGCUAAUCGUGAACGCGGUGGUGGAGGUUGAGGUAAAGUUCACAGUCACCUUCGACCUGAUCAGAGGAGACAGAGUUUUUAUCUACCUUCACGGCUUCCAGCGCCAGGACUACUCGAAGCAGGUCGAGGUUGCAGCAGCGAUGCAAGACGUCUUCCAUCCUGACUGGAUCACCAACUGCAACAGCACAGGAAUAGCUCUGACAGUGCUCAACGCCUCCGUCCCCUCGAUGCAGCCAAUCGUCGUCAAGUUCCUUUGGCAAAAUGGAAUCAUGUUACCCCAUCGGCCUUUGAGGAGGGAUGAAAAUGUUUCGACAAUAUCUGUCAUGUCAAGGAACGGAAACAUCCCUUUCACUCCCAUUCUCAAGAACCCUCCUGUUGGCUCCUUCUCCGACGUUUCCAUCGUGUUUUCCCCUCGUAUCUAUGGAAGUCCUACUGAUAUCAAUGUUUCCUUCACCCCGAACAUGGACUUGAGCCCAGGGGAUGUUGUUGUUGUCAAGCUCGCUGGUUUCUCCGGGGCUGUUUGCCAUGAGUUUCCUGUGACGUCUCAUCCUCACAAGCUUUUCUAUCAUGCUAGCUGGAAUCCUCAAGAGCAAACUCUCUCGUUCAACGUGUCUGCUGCUUUCACACCUGUUAAUGAUUCCUCCUUCGCAUCACAAAACGCAAGUUGGGUUUUCGUCUCCUCCUCCCACUGUUCGAUCAUCGUACCCAAGGCAGGAGUUGGCUCAAAUCACACUUUCACCAUCAGGACAGAUGCUAAAGAAGGCCCAGUGCUCGAGCGAGCUAUCCUGAAUUAUUCGUUUAUUGGCUCAGUCAACUUCGCUGGUUUGUUGUUCUUGCCGCCGAUUGCUGGAGAGACAACCACGAUCAAGUUUGUGUUCUCUGUGAAUGUGAACAUGAACAAGGGAGAAACAAUCUUGCUGCGAUUGCAAGGCUUGUCCGGCCCCUCAAAUUCCUCUCUGACCUUGUUUUCUCUACCUGACAGACUCUUCUCUGAAGCUACAUGGAGCCAGUCGCUGGGGACGAUGCGGCUUGUAGUCAACAAUACGAUCUUACCAGACCAACAUGUAACUGUCUGGAUCCCGUCGGAAUCUGGGAUCACGCUACCUGCUACUGGGUUUGCUCUCAACAAUGCAGCUUUCACCGUCUCGUUCGACGCCACUGCUGGGGUGAUACCAUACCAUCAACUUGUCAACUCCACACAGGUUCCCUUUGCGGCUGUUCCCAUCGGCCUCUUCUCGGCGCCUGUGUGCGAAGUUCCCGUCCUCCGGUUUGAGCUGCUCAACGCUGACCGUCUGGUUCAGCUCUUCAUCAAGAUCUGCCUCAGGCGGCCCAAGUCAGGAUACGUCAUCAGCUUGAUCCUGCCGGGCUUCGUUGGGCCUUCACUUGAAAACCUUCUUAUCAGCACCCCCCAGCCCACCACGAGCUUCAACAUGACGUGGGUGUACGAACGCUCCUGCACCCGCGUCUGUAUGAACAACAGUUGGACGAACCAGACGUUGGCGAUUGACUUUCCUUCCUGUAUGCCCAGCACUGUGCUGGAGUACGUCUCCUGCUCCGACACCUGCGAGGAGCACAAUGAGCUGCGUCUCGUGUACGAGAGCGCUGAGUCAGCAUCGGACAUGCAGGUCGGGUUGAAGCACUUUGACCUGAUGAUCCCCAGCAGCGUUGGGAUCGUGCUCCCCAAGACUGGGAUUCCAGCUGAAUGGAAGGAGGGGGCAAUGUUUGUGUACGAUGAUGCCAUGAAGAAGUUUGCGGUCCCAAUGAGAAUCGAGCCGCUCGGAAAUUUCAUGGUCAGACCAGAAAUCUCGCUGGAUGCUGCUGAUGACCAUUCUCCGAUCCAGCUCACGCUCGCUUUCUCGCUCUCGUUCCCGUUGUACGAGUUUGACACAAUCAAAUUGGUCUUGCCGUUUGUAACUGCCGAUGACAUGCAAGGGAUCAGGGUCUUGGUUGACGGACAAGAUAGAAUGCGAGGGCGUUGGUCCGACUCUCAACUGACUCUUACUCUCAUGGAAGGCUCUUUCCACACGGAAUCCUGCAUGCAAACUACUCUCUUCAUCCCCCCGGAAAAUGCUCUCUACUACAAGUACGGGAUAGAGGCGAUUGAGACCACUUCGAUGAUCACUGUCCUUGCAAAGUAUGGCGUGGUGGAGAAUUUGACAUUUCCGGUAACGAGCCUGGGAUUUUUCAGCCACCCCUCGUUCAUAUACCCUGUUCCUUUCAAUCCUGGAUUUCCCUGCACCAUGUACUUGGGAUUUCUUGCUGGCAUGAAGCUCUCCAAAGGAUCUGUCGUGAACUUUGAAUUCCAGAAUUUCUCCUUGUCUGGGGGGGAAUGCUUCCCCAUCCAAUCCUACCCUCUUGGCUUCUUCACCUUCGCUUCUUGGAACCACAGCACGUCAGUGCUGACUACUACUUGCGAGCGAGACCUGGAGCCCUACAAGCGCGUCAUCGUUAUCAUCCCUUCCAAGUCCGGGUUGAGCCUCCCACCCGACGGCCUGUCUGCACAGAGCAACCCUGUAACUAUCAGUGCCCACGGGGCCCAUGGCAAAUUCCUCAAGCACGCCAUCAGCAGCUUUCCGACUAUCGGCAGCUUCCAAGUCAGCACCCUCAAGUGGGACCCAAGACCCAACACCGAUACUUACAUCCAGUUUGAGUUCAGUCCCAACAUGCCGCUCCUGAGGGGAGAGCACGUCUACGUCAGCCUCGAGGGGUUCGAGAGAGCAGGAGGAGACGGCGAGCCUGUUGUGGAGUCUUCCGGGCACUACACGCAUCGACAACUCCCUGACUCCAAACUGCCCACUCAAUACAUCUGCAGCCCUUGUGUCUCUAACGAGUACCAGGACGGCAGCUCCCUUGCAGCCGGCUACUACCGCGGGGUCUGCGGCAAGGGAGGGGUUGAGCUCCGCAGAGCCAUGCACGAUCGUAUCAGGAGGACGCACCAGCGCCCAGCGGGCUCAGCGGCAUCGAUGGCGAAGCUGUUCGAGAUGGAGAGGAGGGUCGCUGAAUGGGGGCCAGUGCGCUCGAUCUACAGCGGCAGGGUGCUCAACUUCAGCCUCGACAACUCCUCAUGGAAGUUCACCAACUUGUGGUCGAGGUCGAUGGGAUCGGAACCUUACUGCGGUGAAGACUCUGACAGCGUGCUGUUCCCUCCCUCGCUGGACUUCCACAAUCGCUACCCCAGCGAGGUCUCUCUCAACCGUCUGCUCCACGAGCCCGAGCUGUACCGAGCCACCGAGGGCCGGUACUACAAUAAGACGGCAAUGCUCUUUGACAUGUGCGAUGACAGCUGCAUGGCGGACUUUGACCUCAAAGUGCGCUACAGCUCAGAGUGGAGCGUCUCAACUGACCUCUUUGAACCUCCGGCGCAAGUCAGGGGAGAUAUCGCGAGAUCCUUGCUAUACAUGUCGUUGAGGUACGACGGAGAAGAUGGUGAGGCGAAUCUCGACCUCAAGGGUUUCAGUCCUGAUGAGCAAACCCGUUGCUGUUUCUCGGACCAGUCACAGUACGGCUGCUUCCGUUCAGACUGCUACAUGGGUCAGCUGCCCACCCUGCUGAGGUGGAACAUAGAGGACCCGCCGAGUGAAGUAGAGAUGAUGAGGAACGAUCUGAUCGAAGAGUACCAAGGCAACAGAAACCCCUUCGUCGACUUCCACCAGCUUGCCUGGUUGCUUUACGACCCAAUCAGUCUCAACUCCAGCGAGUAUCUCUCAGACUGCGGAAGAGACAACUCAAGCAUGGCAAACGCCACCUGGUCAGCUGCCAGCUCCACCUUGCGGCUCGUGGUGAACCGCCCGAUCGGCAGGGGAGAUCAUGUAUCUGUUAUGAUACCCAAGAGCGAGGGGUUCAAGACCCCAGCCUUCAGCAUAGCAGGCAGCAACCAGUCUUUCAAGGUGUGGACCGACGCGUCCAGCGGCCUCGUCUACCCCGUCGCCCUCAAGGCUUCCCAGCCCGUCGGGAUCUUUGCGCUGAGCCCGAGCUUGCAGUUCAGUACCCCCGCGUUUGCCAACGAAGUCACAGACCUCAAGUUUGGGUUCUCCCUUGACAUCGACUUGAUACGAGAGGACUCGCUGCAGUUCAUCCUCCCAGGGUUUCACGUCAACCAGGUGGCAGAGCAGGCCGAGGUCACGGCAGCUUGUAACGCUGAAUGCGUGAGACUCUGCUCUGACCCUUUGAGGUACGCCGGAGCCCUCAUGCAGCAAUGCGAGAGUUUCUCGUUCUUCAACAGCUCCCAGGAUGUCUGUCAGCAACGCUGCAACGCCUCCUGCACGAGCCUCAACGACGUACACGAAGGCCUCAACGUGACUAUGUUGGUGACGAGCACCUGUGCUGCAGUCUACAUCUCUCCCGAGAGGAACUUCUCUGCAAGGGAACAGAUCAGCUUCACCGUCUCCAGCUCGUACGGGGUAAGGCUGCCGAGCUCUGGCGUACCGCUAUCAGGUCACAACAUCACGCUCCGACUGCUCCAUCUGUCACCUUGCAACUGGACAACGAACUCCAGCUGUGGGACUCUACGAGACUUUUACACAGAGCUCCAAGGUCAGGAAAAAUUCCAAUCACCAGCCGUCUCGCUGCCAUGGAUCUUCAUAGAGCCGCAGUCAGUCGCUGCCUUCGAGUCUGCAACGCUCAGUUAUAUCCCCCGGGUCACCAGCCAACCGGUCAAGCUCAAGUUGCAGUUCAAGACUUCAGUCCAGUUGUUCGCCUACGACAAUAUUUUCCUCAGGCUCCCUCACUUCCAGAAGACGCAGGAGUCUGUCAACACAGAGCACGUAGUCUUUCAAGAGGCAAAUUUGUCGAGUGCAACGAAUUUCCAAUUCGUCGAAACUCCCGCGGAAAACCUGUUCCCGUUCCUGCAGACAAACUUCUCGAAAUGCAGCAAAGGGUUUGAAUGCUCUGUUCAAGACGCAAGUUUGGUUCUUUCCACCUUCAACAACUCAAACGACACAGUAGCCGGGCAGCGCGUGUCUUGCGACUCGACAGUUGUCGGCAAACCUCCAGCUCUCCUUGAGCUGGAAGCUUUGCUCGCUGACUUCGUGCAGCAGGCAGGCAACACAACGUUGAUCCCUCGAGUCUCGCCUGUGGUCAACUACACCGUCACAUGGUCGACCUGGUGUUCUACCGACAUGCUGGUCAUCACGAUUCAACCUGGGUUCUGCUUCAACCGAGGAGACGAGGCGAGCUUUGAGAUCCCAUCUAGUCUCGGCCUCAUGCUUCCUGAAGCCUACCUGCCGGAGAACUCUCCCACGCUCAUGAUCGGAACGGACGCUGCGGACGGAACUCUUAGUAUGAGACCUGGGUCGCUUUCUAGCGGAGCGGUGGUCUCCAUGAACUGGGUGACAGCGGGAAAACAGCCCGUAGUCUCCUUCGACCCUUCCUCCCCUGGCUCCAUCACCACCAUCUUCGUUCAGUUCAGCCCUGACCAGAAUCUGAUCCCCUCCGACCUCAUCACCAUCUGGCUGUACAACAUGUCGGGCCCGACCGACCUCUGCUUCCGUCCGCAAAGUUCAAUUCCUCCCGACGUCUGCACGUCCACAGCAUGGGAGGCAAGGCAACAGCGACUGGACCUGCGCAUCAGCGACUAUGUCAACGCGGGCACGCAGGUUUCCAUUCUGAUCGCUACCUCUGCCAACAUCAGGAUCCCGCUAACGGGCAUCACGGUGGCGAAUAUCAGCGCUGAGACUUCAAGAGGGUUCUUAGAUCCUGUUCCAGUGAUUCAGCUGAAGAAAGUGGGAACCUUUUCUAGAUCGUACGCCGUGGCAACGCCGCUCAAGUAUGAUGAGGCGAUCGAGCUGAGCAUCUUUGUGUUUGCAAACUUUGACUUCUUUGUUGAUGACAUCAUGGUGAUAGCCUUGACUGGAAUCCACAUGGACAACAACACGUCUACUGCAGCCAUGACCUGUAUCCUCCCGAACGAGAACUUCAAGCAGAUCUCGUUUAAAGACAACACGAUCAAUGUUACAUUUGCGCGUAACUUCAGCAAUCACACGGCAAUCAACCUUGUGCUCCCAUCCAUACUUGGCGUCAAGUUGAACGCAGACGACGGAGGAGUCAUUUCCAUGAACGUGUCAACCAAGGCGAAACACAGCAUCAUCACAAGUUAUCCGGGGCUUCCUCUGCUCACAACGAGCAGAGUUGGAUACUUUGUCAAUGCAACUCUCCACUUUGGGAAUGAACAGGAUCAAAAGUUCUAUAAGGUCAAGGUCUCGUUCUCAUACUCCGACCACUUGCGAGCUGCCGAUUUGAUCGUUCUCAAAUUUCCUUCGGCCCCGGGCAGCGCCGAAACUAGCCAGGUGACAGUGUCUCCUUCCAAUGAAUCGUUCACCGUGGAGAGUUGGAACAGCACAGAGAUUGUUUUCAGUGUAAGACAACAAAUCACUUCGUUCACGACAGCAGUGAUCGAGAUAGCAUUCCACAACGGCUACUCUCCCAAGAAUCCCACGUAUUACGAUUCCUACAAGUUGUCCGCCUUGGCAGUGUCGGCAUCUUGUAACAAUGGUGACUUCUCCUUUGUCGACCUCACUUUCGGAACCUUCAAACUUUUGCCUUCACUGGUCAUCGUACCUGUUUCAAGCUGGGGCCUGUUCAGACUGGAGCUCAAUUUCACUCUCUUGAGGACUGUCCGGACUUCAGAUGUCCUGUUUUGUGCCUUGCCAGGGAUCUCAGCAGUGAGCUCAACAACCGUUACUGAUCCGCAUCAAGUAAGAAAUUUUUCUUUGACAUCGUUGAAUUGCAAUUUGCAUGACAUCACAAUGAAUCAAACUUUGGAAGAGUACAUGAUCAAGAUCGUUAACUUAGAACUCAGCGAUGAGAUCCUGUGCAACGUCUUCUACUACUUUCCGAAUUCGACCUUCCUGCAACUGUCAAGGUCUGUGAACCCUAGGUUUGUUGACGUGGCAUCGACAGUGAACUCCACCUCCAACGAGGACCUCUCGUUUGCCAGCCAACUGAAACAGAUUCGAGUUUGCACAUGGAUUUUGAACAUUACACUAACAAGUGGAGGAGACCUUCCUGUCAACCAGGAGAUCGUCCUAGGCUUGUCAUUACCAGGCGUCAACAGCGGGUUCGAGGUCGAUCACAAGUUCGUAGAAGCCAAUGCGAAGUCCCUCCGUCUCAUAGUGCUGGGCUCGUCUUCGCCCAUCGCGCUGAACCAGACUCGGUUCAUGACAUUCGCCGAGAUUUCUGAGUUCGUACCAAGGCAGGUUGGUGUUCCUGUUGCGAUCUCUUUCAGCUUCAUCCCAGCUUACACGCUCCAAGACUACGACACGGUGCAUGUGCACUUGCCGCUCUUCUACUCUUCCCAGGAGAUACUGGCUCACUCGCUCUCCGGUCCUGACGGGUCGAGGUUCUCGGCUAGGUGGAAUCAAAACCUGAGCACGCUAGUCCUAUGGCUGCAUUGCGCGAAUGACAAGGUGGAGGGAGGACAGCAAGUCAGCGUCGUUUUUCCGUCCUCGCUCGGAAUCUACCUGCCAGUCAACGGCAUCAAGACAAACUCGUUGGACCUGACCGUCGCUGUGUCAAGCUAUCCUCCCAAGUCCAUUGACUUCACUCCUGGGGUUGGGUACUUUGCUGAUACCCGCAUUGCCUUCAACCCGCCGAAGGCAGCGACUGUCUCCGCCAUCAUCUUCAGCUUCACUCCCUUGAUGGACAUCCCGUCCGGAAGUCAGGUUGUGCUGCACCUGCCGCAGUUCUUCACGAACGCAACGACGAGCCAGGUGAUCAACGAUCAGUUUUACUCGUACGAGUGGGUCCCUUUCGUGUACAAGAUCGAGAACUUCACCUGCGCCACCACCGCCUACUUCUCAAUCCCGAGGAUCUGCUACUCUGACAAUGGAAGCAAGGUCACUGAUCACUACUGGACUGAGCGUAAGGUCAAUAUAACCAACACGCUGAUCAUCUCCUUCAAGUCUGCCAGACCCGCUAACCAGAAGCUUGAGAUCACCGUCCCCGCAACCCUGCAGAUGAUGAUUCCCCGACAAGGAAUCUCGGUGAACCAGCAGCAGCUCAAGGUCUCCACGGCCAACUUCGACCAAGGGAUCUAUGUUCCCACCUCCAUCAUGAAGUCUCCUGGGAUCUACCUCGCCGGGGACUUCUCUUUCUUCAACAUGAGCUUCAAGCAUUCGAACAAGCCGCAGAUGGCAGGAAACCCCAGCGAGAUCACCAUUUGGUUCCAAGCGAUCAUGAACCUUGUUGGUGGGGAUGAGAUCUUCAUCCGCCUCCCCUCCUUCUCUCUCGCUAGCAACCUCUCGCUGGUUCCGGUUGUCCCCAACACUCCUUACAUAUCUCCGGACGCCUCCUGGAACUUCAACAACGCCGGCCUGACGCUCACAGUCAGCAGCGAGAUCGAGGCCGAGACUCCGAUCCAGAUCUGGAUCUCCUCUACCUCAGGGGUGAGGCUGCCAGUCAAGGGGGUGGUCAAGAACCAGAGAAACAUCACCAUCUCCACCAACGCCGUGUCCGGGCCCGUCCUGGGCUACCCCAUCACCUCAUCGCCAGCCGUGUACCAGCAGGGCUCCUUCGACAUCGCUGACCUUCAGUUUGACAGCAUCGGAAGCAUCUGCAGUUCGGUCUUUGGAGGUUUCGAGCCACCAGGAUACAACAGCUCUAGAGUUCUAGACAGCAUCGCCUGUCAGGAAAGCUUCCUGGGCAGGGGCAGGGCCAAGAGUAUCACCCGAAUCUACUUCAAGUUCAAGGCGAGGAUGAGGCUGUAUCCGACCGAUGAAAUCAGCCUUUACCUCGUCGGUUUCACCGGAGGGUACGGCAAGAGUCAGUUCCAGGUCAAGAGCACUCCCAACGGGACAGUGCUGAACGCCUCCUGGAGUAGGCAGCAGAACAUCCUGACUAUGACCGUCGCCGAGUUUGUGGAGGAGUUCACGCAAGUCGACAUCGUGAUCGGAGAGGAGAUCGGUCUCUUCCUUCCGUCCACGGGCCUCAAGACAAACGACCAGACCCUCCUCUUGGGUUCAAACGCUGGCUCAGGACCUCUCACACCUCAACCAGCCCUCACCUGCACUCCAGUUGGAUCCUUCGGCGUCUCCCCGACGCUGACCUUUUCCAACCCUCUCCCCGGCAUGCCUUCGGACAUCAUAUUCUCCUUCAGAGCCUCAAUGAGGCUUCAGAGCCUCGAGACGAUCACUCUUACUUUGCCUUUCUUCUUCGGCCCCAGUCGCCCAGUCAUUUCUGCUCAAUCAAUCCCGAAGCUCUGCGAUGCCAACUCCGACACCAUCGGGUGCGGCAGCUAUGUCGCUCAGGCCUCGUGGAUACUCGAGACCCAACAGCUCGUCCUGACCGUCAAGUACGCGGCCAACAUCCCAGCUGAUACUGACCUCACGAUCAUCAUGCCAGCAGACGCACAAUCUGUCAGGCUCCCCGAGGAGGGGCUGGCGACUGACCUGCUGACCUUGCUGGUGAGCAGCGAAGCUUCUGACGGGCCGGUGCCUCCCACUCAGAUCACCAACGUCCAACACGUAGGAUUCUUCGGGGAGACGAGUCGACAGCUGCCUUGUGACCCUGAGAUCAGCUGUCCCUUCCCCUUCUCCCCUCGAACCUCGGACGUCCUUCGCCCGAUCAUCUCUUUCGACCCUCCCAAGGCAGGGGACGUCACGGCCGUAACGCUACAGGUGCGCAACUACGUCGACCUGGAGCCAGGGGAUCGGAUUCUGAUGACCCUCCAAGGCUUCGGAGGGGUCACGGGGCCUCUGACCUUAGUUUCAUCGCUCAACGUCUCGGGGUCGUACGAUGCGACAAGGUGGCAGGUUGAGAUUAUUCUUCACUCCAACGCCUCGUCAAAUUCUCGAUUCUCCAUCGAAAUCCCCCAGGAGAAUGCGAUUUCCCUGCCGCAGUCUGUCCUAGAGAUCAACUCAAAGAAACUGCUCGUUACAAUCAUCAAGAGCGACAACACGGCAUCGUCUCUGGUUCCCAUCAGUGCAGCCAUCGGAUAUCUCGACAGCUUUGCUGUUUCCUUCGACACUUGCGCAGAUCUGACUGCUGCACAGAAGCAGAAUAUCCCAACCAGUUGCCAGUUCCUCUGCAUCUUGAACUCAGCUUGCACACAGUACUGCCUCUCUCCCUUCUCCGCUGCAUCCAUCACCGUCUCCUUCUCCAACAGAAUGGCAUUCGUCAACGGUGACGUGCUGACUGUGACCUUUCCCGGGUUCGACGGAGAGGACUCUGAGUUUGUCCCGACGUCGUCAGGAGAUUUCAUCAGCAGAGGAACUUGGAGCAAGGCCGAUCGAACUGUCAGGCUGUACGUGGGCUUGCCGAUAGCAAGCGGAGCAAACAACCAAAUCACCAUCCCUAUCACAGCGGGCAUCACAUUGCCUAGGAGUGGCUUGCUAGCAGACGACGCCAGCGGCAUUUCUUACUCCAUGACGGCUCGCAAUGGAGUAGUCUUAUCGACCAGUCGCCUGUCUUCGCCGACAGUCGAAUCGAUGAUUUCUCGUUCAGAGAUUCAAUUCGUCCCGCCGUUACCCGGUACCGCCACUCAGAUUGUCGUCAAAUUCUAUCCUGUCUCGGUCCGCGGACCCUCACAGACCGACUGCAGCCAGGAGUAUGCGCUCGAUGCUCAGAGCUGGGUAGCUGUGUACCUGCCCGGCUUCAAGAUCGAGAAUGAAAACCUUAUCCUCAGUGGGCAGACGCUGGAACAAGUGCCCAAUCCUUUCUCCAACAACAACGAGUCGUUGGCUAUCAAGGUUGAAUCCAUCCCGAUCGGUGCCAUCGAACAGUCGCUCUGGUUCAACUCCUCGCAGAUGCUCAUGCUCCUGGUCGCUAAACCCAUCCUUUCCGGUUCUCUCGUGCAGGUCACGAUCCCGAAAAGUGCUUACAUCAUGACGCCCAAGGCAGGGCUGCAGAUGAACGACCCUUCGCUGACCAUUCAAGCGUACAUCCCUUCCGUUGGGCGAGUGCCGGCGGUGUCAGUUCUGACUUCUGACAUCGUCCAGCCUUAUGCCGACGUCGUCGUCUCUAAGUUGGAAGCCAUUCCUCCACAGACCAACGUCAACGUGCGACUUCGCGUCGGGUUUGCACUGAGCAUCGACUUCAAGCCAGGAGAGGUUCUUUCUGUUACCCUUCCUGGAUUCAGCGUUGCAAAUGUCAACCAAGGCAUCACCAACUUCGAGGUCUUGAGUGAACCGUACGUGUGCGAAGAGUAUCCUCUCAGAUGUGUCGGAAAGAUCAGGCUUGCAUCAUGGAACGCGGAUACUAAGGUCUUGAAGUUGACGGCUCAGGAGCUUGUUCCCGUGAACGAGUACAGCACCGUCAUAAUCUUUGAGGACAUCGGAUUCAGAGUCCCAGAAACAGGGCUGAUGCAGAGUGAGAAGAGCUUGUACAUGUCUGCCAUCACAUCGUCUGCCAUCAUCCCGGAUACCAACUUCGAUGACAUCACCCCCGUCGGCUACUUCCGAUCCCUGCCUCACCUGUCCUUUGAUCCAGCCAGCGCCAACGCCAUCUCAGGCAUCACAGUGGGGCUGGACACAAACCUCGUGAUAUCCGCCAAUACCGUCAUGGGCAUCACCGUCAAAGAUUUCUCGAGCUCGCUGGUCAAUCAAUCGGAUUUCGUGUCGGUGUAUCCUACCUGCCAGCUCACCAAGGUCCGAUGGUACAACAACCAGAUCUUCGUCUCAACGAUGCAGGAUCUUGUUGCAGAACAAGUGUUCAACCUGACCCUCUCCAAGGAUUUCAAGGUCAAGUUACCCAUGAACGGCAUCCAGCCCGUCGUUACCUUCGAUAGAUACAACGCGAAGCUGGACGGACUCUACUACAAGGUCUCGACUGAUCCGUUGGGAGUCGUUUCAAACUCGGAAAUCUGCUUGUCAAGCUACUACAGAGGGUCUCGGGUGUCCGUAAAGGUGGUAGCAUGGAUAGGUAUGCCCCUUUCAUUCGGCGACACGGUGUCCGCGGUUGUUCAGGGGAUGACAGGACCAUCGGCGGUAGGACUGAAUGCUCAAAUGUUCAAAUCCAAGGAGAUGGGUUGUAACCCCUCGCAGCUCGAGCAGGUUCUCCCUGCUCCCAUAGCGUCUUGGGACAGCUCCACAUCCACUCUGUCCUUCCUGUUGGCGCAGAACGUCGAGGGUAAUGUUUCUAUCCACCUGGUUGCCCUGUCAGCCCUUGAGAUCGGACCCUUCGGACUGUACAAGGACGACGAUCAGAACUUGAUUUCCAUCGCUACCGCCAUGCCGGUCUACCAAGAGCCCAUCAGUCACUCUCCGGGGGUCGGCACCGUCCUGAUCUCCUUGCUGGACUUCCAGCCGAGGCUCUCCGACGAGCCAGCGAGCUUCACGGUAGAAAUGCGAUUCAGCUGCAACCUUGCAGCUCGCGAGUCGUUCAUCCUGCACCUGCCAGGCUUCUACAAGUGCAGCAUGGUCAACGACUGCAGCUACACCUUCGCUACCCAGGGAGAGGAGGCUGACAUGUUCCCUACGGCCACCUGGGACGGGGCCUCCAGCCCCCCGAGGAUCGUCUUCACGGCUGCAACGUUCGUGUCGAAAGGGCGAGUAGUGAGUGUGGUGGUGCCGAGCUCUAGCGGGAUCCGGAUCCCUCUGAAUGGGUUGUCGCUGAAUCAGAAGGAUAUCAAGAUCUCGCUCAACUCUUCUUCCUGUCUUGUCCCGCCUACAUCCCUGCUCUCCGUCUCUCCCGUUGGCUCCUUCGCUCGCUCAGAGUCGUUGAUCUUCGGGACGCCAGUGGCCGGAGUCUUUUCCUCCAUCACCUUCGAGUUCACUCCUACACAGUUGAUCCCCGCCGGGUCAAAGAUCAACCUCUGGCUCAAAGGGUUCUCACGUAACCUGUCAACUCCCGUCAAGGUUUUCACAUCGCUCAACACGUCUUACAGCAACUCAACGUUCAACUCAACAGCAACGUGGGAUGCCGGCAGCCAUGUCCUGACCUUCAGCACCAUCCACGACGUCAACCCCGCCACUCUAGUGACUCUGCUCGUUCCAGCGUCCGAGAGGCUGAAAGUUCCCCUCACUGGCAUCCAGAAGUACAACGGCUGCAACUGUCUCAGUACGAAUGCUUGCAACUGUACAACGGUUUUGUUCUGGGUGGACUCUAUCUUAAGUCCGAUUUCUUCCCGACCGGUCGAGAGCCUUUCUCUAAUCGGAGCGAUCUUGGAAUCCGAACUCACUUACAAGUUCCUACCCAGCUCUUCCUUUCAGAGCGUCCCUGUGAACUUAACUUACAGUCUCACUUUCAACUUCCGUCUCAUGGCAGGCGACGAGCUGGUCCUUUACCUCCCGGGAUUCCGGAGAAGCAACCUGUCGGCCCCUUCAGCCGACUUUGCUUAUCUGAACCAGGAGGCUGUAGCUCGACCAAUGUUCGAUGUUGGAGCCUGGAACCCAGCCUCUCAGUCCCUCUCGCUCAAGGUCUUGCAGGAGGUCGGAGCUGAGCAGCGGGUUAGAUUGCUCUUCAUGUCGGACUUUGGGUUUCUGUUCCCCUUCGACGGCAUCACAGGCAGAACGAGCGACAGUUUCAGAGUUGUCGUCCAAGGAGUGUACGGGAAGGUGCUGUCAACCCCCUCAGCUGCUGUCCAGCUGUUCGGAUCAUUCCUCGGCACUUCUCAGCUCCGCUUCACUCCCAAGAUAGCAGGAGCCUCAGUCAACGUGACCAUCAGCUUCACCGCAAGUAUGCUGAUCAAUGCAGGAGAACGCGUCCUCGUCUCCUUGCCGUUCUUCGGAGGAGCCAACGGUCUCUACUCCGUCUUCUCUUCCCCUCCCGCGUUGACCAACGCUGCUUACUGGGCGACUGACAAUCAGACACUGACGAUUCAGAUGCGCGCCGUCGUGCUGCCGUACACCAAGGUCGUGCUAACAGUAUACGGAUCCUCCUCAUUGUCUGGGAUCAACCUCCCGAUUCAAGGAAUGGCCUACGACACCUUGCACCACUACACGCUCUCUACUAAUUGCGCCGACGGCCCAGUCCUGCUGCCGCUGCCCUUCGUCCAGAUCGACUCGGUAGCUGCCGUGUUCAACACUUCCGUCGUCUUCGGAGAGAACGCCAAGGCCGGGCAGGUUGCUAACCUGUCAAUGGCGUUCGUGGUGAACAGGCCGCUAGUCGUUGGUGAUUUCUUCACGGUGGAGCUGAACGGCUUCCAACUCCAGUGCUCCGUAUGCAACUCGAGCGACUGGACGCUGCAUGCAAGCAUCCUUAUCCAGGGAUUCAGCGAUGAGUCGCUCGUGGCGACCUGGAACAACCGCACGGCCCUCCUUACACUCCGCGUCGUCAAGGCGAUAACCAACUCCAUCACAGCCAUCCAGGUGAACAUCCUGUCCAGUCCAGAGCUCCAAGUGCUCUUGCCGUCAGACGGGGUAACUCGAGGCGAUCAGAAGAUACGAAUCAAAGUCUCAGGCCUGUAUGGCAACUCCGACUUCGUCGCGAUCAGCAACGUACAGCCUGUAGGAGCUUUCAUCACCAGCCCCAGGAUAUUCUUCGUUCCUCCUGUGGCAAACGCCAUCACGGAGCUCCGAGUUGCGUUCUCGCUAUCCAACGCCCUCCGGCCUGGAGAUACGAUAGUGCUGACUAUCCCAGGGUUCUCGCUCAACGCCUCCUCUGCCUCCAGCGCCACCACCAUCGAUGUCACCAGCUUCCUGCUCGGUUCCAUCAAGGGAGACUUGUCUGCCGUGUGGGUCCCUGGAGAGUCGGCUCUGCGCAUCUCCAUCAUCAACUUCAUUCCAGCAAGCAUUUUAAUCAACAUUACUCUGGGCAAGGACGCGGGGCUCACCAUCCCAUCGGACGGGGUCUCGCAGGUCCCGAUCUCGAUGCUAAUCGAUGCUGUCGACGGCAAGAUCCUCCCCGUGCCAACGUCUUACGAGCCGGUCGGGUAUAUCUCUGGCAACAUGGAACUGGCCUUCACUCCGCCAGUCGCCUCCUCCCCCGUCGACAUCACCUUCAAGUUCUGGCCCGUCAGUGGCCUCCAGGCUAACGAUGAAUGCACCCUCCUGCUCCCGCUCUUCUCCCGAGCCUCAGGGCUGCCUGCUGCUCUGCAGCUCGACGUCUCGUCAAGUUUUACAGCUCUUUGGUCCGUUGACAGCAAGACCGGACAGCCGACUGUGACAUUGAAAGCGACAGCUGAAAUAUCCCAGCGAGUGGAGAUCGUGAUCUUGGCACUGAACAGCAUCAUUUCCCCACCAGAGGGCAUUUCGCCGUCUUCAGUCUUCACCUUCUCCUGCAGGUCUCCGUUGGGAACCAUUCAGCCCACGAAGAUCCAAAAGGUCCAGCUGUUCGGCAAGUUCGUCAGCAACGCCAUCUCCUACUUCCCUCCGAGGCCAGGAGCCACCCUCUCAGACCUCAACGUUGCGUUCGCCUACUCCCAGGCUCUCAAGGCUGCAGAGACCGUCGUCGUCAACCUCCCUGGAUUCACCUGGAACUCUAACUUUGCAGAUCUCACAAGGAACAUUGUGGCUGCCAACUCGAUCCCCUUGGCGAUCGAGUGGAAGAAGGACUCUUCGAAUCUUAUCCUCACCUUGCAGCAGGACGUCCCAGCUAAGGCACAGGUGGAGAUGACCAUUACAGGUUGGGGGCUGAUGCUGCCAGCCUUGGGCGUGAGAGACGAUGUGACUUUUACCAUGGCAACGGACGCAACUGCCGGGCCCGUCCUGCCUGCCAAGAUCCUCUCCAUACUCCCAGUAGGCGCGUUCUCCGACACCUCCGUCAGCUUUUCUCUUCCUGUUGCAAACACAGUCGUGGACGUCCGCCUCACCCUGGUUCCUCUGAUGAGAAUUGCAGCAAAUGACAACAUCACUGUAGUGCUGCAAGGUUUCGAAGCCGUAGCAAGGCCUUCGACUGCGAACCCUUCGGUUGUUUUCACUACCAAAGUGACUGACGGUUUUGUUACCAUGUUGUCGUACACGUUCCCACAAGCAACAGCUGCCUUGCAAAGCACAACCAUUGUUCUGCCUCAGUUGCGAACUCCCUUGGCUGGUCUGGUCAAGGGCUACCGGGGAAUAUCCUUAUCGCUGGAUUCACGUUCUGGAUUGGUGAAGGAUCUUUUUGUUGAGAACAUUCAGCCGUUCGGCAGCUUCUCCUCUGCCCUCUUGAGGUUCCUUGCAAACCCUGACGACGACAGCAUCAUCGACAUUCAGUUCGCCUUCACAGCGACUAUGGAAAUUCUCGUCGGAGAGAAAGUCCAAGUAUCGCUCACAAACUACUCUGGCACCUCGAAGACAUAUCAGGUCCAGGACGAUUCAGGUUCAUUCUCCUCAGUCACGUGGGAUCUCGCAUCGAAGAAGUUCACGCUAGUACCCAACAAGGUCAUACCAGCCUGGAAAGUCAUCAACAUGUACAUCAAGGACGUCAGACAGGUCGGCAACGUCGCCAGCAUCUCAGCGUUGAUCUCGACGGACGCAUCCAACGGCCCGGUUCUACCAACACCAGUGCAGGUGGUCAACAGGAUCGGCAAGAUCUACAACUCCUCGUUGCUCUUUGGGACCCCUGUCGCCGGUCAGGUCAGCUCAGUCGUCGUCUCCUUCUCUCUCUCCGCUCCGAUCCAGCAAGGAGAAAACAUCCUCGUGGGACUCCCUGGCUUCAAGAUAUCUGGCGCUGCCGAGACCUCAACCAUUCAGCUCAGUAGCUUUCAGUGGUCGUAUGGCAUCUGGACAAGCUCGCAAGACACGCUAGCCUUGUUCACAAAGACCUUGAUAGCCUCGGAUUCUCCCAUCUCCAUCACAGUCCCAGCUGCUGCCGGGCUGCGCCUGCCGCCGCAGGGGGUCAACGCGAGCAAUUUCUAUUAUAUCCGCUCCAAUGCCUCGUUCGGGCAGACUGGCCCCUAUCGGGUGGACAGCGUGCAGGCCGUUGGCUCCUUUGGCGGCCUGUCGCUUUCGUUCCCUUCACCUCAGCUGGUGUACGCGGGUCAACAGGCCAACAUGCUGGUGGAGUUUGUUCCGUCCAUGGACAUCAGACCGGGGGAGAAACUCUCAAUCGCCCUGCCCGGUUUUUCCGGCACGCCAGCGAUCCAGCCACAAGGUGCCACGUCAUCGGUAGCCCUUGCAAGCUCCGUCGUCAACAUCGUCUUGGCGUCUCUCAGACCAGCAGGAGUCAAAGUCUCCCUGACCGUUACUGGGCUGACACUCCCAGCUAAUGGAAUUCAGAAUGGCCAACAAGACAUCACGAUCUCCACCAACGCGGCUGCAGGGCCAGUCUUGCCGACUCCCUUCAGCAGCCUGUAUAGUGUAGGAGCGCUAAAACAGGCCAAGUUGUCCUUCGGAAAUCCUGUUGCGAACCAGCCGACAAGCCUCAAGUUCGAGCUUUUGACUUCUAUGAACAUGAACGUCACGGCUAACAUCUCGUUGUACCUUCAGUCGUUCCCUGUGAACGACACUGUGAUCAACGGGUUCAGUUGCUCGUUCCCCUGCUCCUGGAACCAGUACUCCAAGGUCCUCAGUGUCCGCCCCACUCAGUUUGUGCUGGCCAACACGCUGUUCACAAUCCUUAUACCCCAGUCCGCAGGAUUCUUCCUCCCCGCAAACGGGAUCCAAAAGGACGCAAGCGGGGUGAAGAUAGGAAUCGACUCUGUGUUCGGCAAGGUUCAGCCGACCUCCAUCACUUCUUCACAAGGAGUGGGCGUGUUCUUGAACAGUCAAGUCAAGUUUGACCCGGGCAGUGCCGGGGGAUCGAAUGAGAUUCAGCUGUUCUUCACCUACUCCCUCAACAUCUCUGUCGGGGACACCAUCGACCUUGUCCUCACGGACUUCACUAGGACGUCGUUGCAAACUGUGACCGUCGCUGGCUCCUCCUUCGGCGUAAUGAAGUGGAACCAACUGACGUUCACUCUAACGUUAACUUGCACCCAGCAAGUUCCCCAGCUCGUCGAGUACAGCGUCCAGAUUCCCCCGUCGUUUGGCCUCAUCAGUCCCCUCAAGGCGAUCCCAAGAGACACCAGCUCCUUCCUCAUCUCUUGCUCCGCCACUCUCGGUCCAGCGCUUCCCAGGCCUCUUGACGCAUCUGCACCUAUCGGAUACUUCGGUUCCACCACGUCCCUUGCUAUGACUCCCGGGGUAGCGAACCAGGCCAAUGACGUCACUUUGCAGUUCACCAGCCAGCUCGCCCUCGAGGUCAACGAUGUGGUGAGAGUCUUUCUGCCAUCGUUCCAGCAGGAAGGAGCCUUCAGCAAUGUCCAGAUGGUGACGGAGGAUUUCAACGCGACCGCUCGCGCCUGCUCCUCCUCCGUCUGUCCCAGCUCUCCUGGGUUGUACGUGGACGUGCAGCUGAGAAAGAGGGUCCUGGCGAAUGUGGCCGCUCGUUUCACGAUCAGCCUGGGGCUCAUAUUACCCCUGGAUGGGGUCAGGAAGAAUGACAACCAGUUCAGAUUCAGCGUUCUCAGCUAUUCCUCUCCCAUCCCCGCCACGUCCUUUGCUGUCGUGAACCCAGUCGGAGCUAUUUCCCUUGCCAGCCUCUCCUUCUCCCCGCUGGAGGUGAAAACUUCAGUCAGCAUCGUCCUCCAGCUUCGCCUGUCCAUGAGUCUCGACGUCGGGGAUACGAUCGCACUGAAGCUGCCCAACUUCGAAGGAAGCUCUUUCACCAACGGUGCAGUCAGCUCCAUACCCAGUGGCUGCGUUCUGCAGUCCAGUUGGAGUAACCUUGAUUACACCUUGCAGAUGAAGGUCUCAUCGGCAGUGGCGGCCAGCACGCUCAUUACCGUCACUAUCCCUUCAGCGUUGUCCAUCUCCAUUCCAAGUCAAGGAGUAGCAAAAGACGACAAGAAUUUCACAGUCUCGAUCUCCUCGAUCAACGGGAACGUGUCUCCCCGGCCGUUCAGCACAGUCGCCAGGGUCGUCGCCUUCUCUACCAGCAGCCGGCUAAUUUUGUACUCUCCCCUGCCAUUGAACGGCUCGGCGAUGACUUUGCAGACUGUCGCCUUGCAGCAGAUCAUGGCCGGAGACGCCUUCUUCCUUCAACUUCCAGGGUUCAUCUCCUACUCCAAGUCCAUCUCGCUCGAGGCAUCGCCCUCUAUCAACAUCCAAGGGUUCUGGAACGAGGGCCCCUCCUCCGACGCCUGCUCGGCGUGCUCGCAGGGUACUCUGUGCCAGUCAGAAGGCCUGAUCAUCCUCUUCAAGCAGACGUACGCGGGUGAAUUCAAGAUCACCAUCCCUGCAGGCUCAGUAAUGCUGCCAGAGACAGGGCUGUCAGUCAACGUCACCACGAUGGUCGUUGGUACCAUGGCUGACUCCACCGUCAGCUCGUUCGUACCGACCUCCUCCACCGUCGUCUCCUACUCCUCUGCCGUUCCUCCUCUCAUCUCGAACGAGGAGCUGGUGAUCCAAGAAGUCUCUUCGUCCGGCUUGUCUAACUUGUCGCUCACUGUGCACUUGAACUCUGACCUCCCCGCUGGCACCAUCAUACGGCUCCAGCUUCCCUUCAUGCAAGGAGACGAGGACUGGGUGAGGAGCUAUCAGUGCAGGUUGCAAUAUUCUGACAUGCGCAACCACUGCGCGUGGGAGGAGAGGAAGUACUUCUUUGACAGGAGAUAUCAGCAGAAGUUCGAGGACUACAACUUCCUGGUUGUGGAGAAUAACUCCUCGGAUACCUUCACAUUCUUGUCGUAUUCCUGGAGCUCUUCAAAUCAACACAUCGAGAUCAAGACGAGUGAAGCGAUCAAGGGCUUCCAGACUCUGUCCUUUCACAUCCCCACAUCAGCAGGAUUGUACGUCCUGCCGCAGGGCAACUACAGGCUCGAGGAUGCAGCGAGCAUCGAGUUUGACCUCCCGCAGCUUGCGAUGACGACGAGGAGGUUUUUGAUCACUGACGUGACCCAUUUCGAACCUCUUUUCAGAGAUUCCUCCAUUCUCAUCACACCAGGAUCAUCGGGGGUCGGGCUCAACGUCCAAUUCUCUUUCCUUUCGCCUCCGGGCCUGCAAGUCUCCGACGUAGUCAGGGUAUACCUUCCAGGGUUCUUCCUUCAGACUCCCGCAGUCGCUCUUAGCGUCUCAGUAUCGCCCUUAGUCAGCGUCACAUGGGAGACAAACCUGGAGUCCUCUGCCAUCUCCUUCCUGGUCGCUGCUGGCUCCCUCGCCGCCAUGUCUAAGGUCCAGAUCACCCUGGCGGCCACGGCAGGCAUGCAGAUCCCAAGUUCAGGAGUGGACAAGCAGUCAGGCAUCACGAUGGAGGUUGUGAAGGCAGGUCAAGAACACCUCAGACAGGACUUCGACACCGUCUUCCCAGUCCAUGGCGUCCUGUCCUCCUCCUUGUCGUUCGACCCCACGAUCGUCGGCCAGUCGCCCUCCAUCUCGAUCGCGUUUGCUCUGCCGUUCAACCUCAACCAGAGUGACUCAGUCCACGUCCUUGUCCCCAGCCUCUACUCCGGCGCUAGCAAGCAGCUGACUGGGUUGACCGCCAAGUCAGUGUGCUAUCCACGGCUCUUGCCCUCCCUCUCUGUCUCCUCCGUCAGCCACAGCCGUUGCCAGCAAGGGCAGGACGGCUGCCUAGUCCCAGAGGCAUGCGCUCCUGGCUGGUAUGGGCCCACGUGCUCCUAUUUCUGCGAUGAUGCGGCGACUUGCAACUCGCUGGAGAAGAAAGGUUUCUGCAACGAGUUCGGCACCUGCACCUGCCUCCCUCCCUUCCGAGGGACCUUCUGUAAUGACACGCUCCCCAGCUCGGCGGCCUCUUGCUCCUCCCAGCAGGGAGCAGACGUCGUCCAGCCAAUGGCGACUCCCUCAGGAACUUGGUCAAAGGACGAAAGUGCAUUCGUCCUCAAGUUCUCGGGUCAGGUGCAGUCAUGGAAGACGGUGACGGUCAAGAUCCCGAGCAUCGCAGACUUGUUCUUGCCAGUCAUAACUGACGCACUCGCGUCCUCCUUCAAGAUCUCUGUCCAUUCGCAGGGUCAGGUCACGACCAGCGCGAUCGGGCAGGUACAGAGGGCCUACACCUUCGGCUGCUACACGACCUUCGUUACCGUCCCUUCCUCGAGCUUCUGCAGCGGAACCGUGCCCGUCCGACUCUGCUCCAAGUCCCAGCAGGACGCGCAGCUGUACACAGACAUGGUCGUCAGGAACAGUUUGCUCCAGAUGACCAGCGCCAGUUGUCCCAGCAAGUGCCAGGACGGCUACGCUCCUUCUAAGGUACUUGAUACGUUCUAUGCUCCUCCCUCCUUGUUCGCUGACCUUGCCUUGCAGGAGGAAUGCUGUAGCGUGUCCGGCGCAUGGAACUCAGCCCAGUGCUUGCAGAACUCUGACUGUGCUGGUCUUCCCACGGACUCCGCCGCUGCUGUCAGUGGGGUAGCGAACGUCGACAGCCUGUGCUGCGAGCACUGCGACAAGCUCGUCAAGGCCACAUGCAACAGCAGCACUGCGGUGCAGGAGUGCAGCCGAUGCAGUUCCAGCGCUCCUUGCUACGGCUACACCAUAGCCAAGAAGGUGGUCAGUAUCGACCCCGUGGUCGGAGCAGCCGUCAAGCUGGACAACGGAGCUGGCAUGCAGGUUCCUCCCGGCGUGUGGCCCGUCGCCCAGCCGGCGUCUGUAGCGAUCUACUCGGCUCCGGUCACGGUCCCUCAAGGGGGUCAGAGCGUGUCUCAGGCUCUAGAGUUCCAGCCCUCCCCGCUCACCUUCCCGGAGCCCGGAGUGACCAUGAACUUCCCUGUCGAGAUCGACUCGACCAUGCUGAGUGGUGGUAUGCAGCUCGCCGUGUUCAAGAUUGUCGACAACGUCCUCGUCCCGCACCCCUUCCCACCGACGCUUGUCAACGGUACCGUCAGCGUCAAGACCCUCAGCUUCUCGGUCUACACCGUCGUCCUCGUGCCGACAGAGCAGACUAACGUGCUAGGGUCGUCCACCACCACCAACGCCCCUUCCACCACCCCAGCCGUCUCCUUCCUUUCCAGCACGACUCCAGCUCCUGUCCCAGUCAAGGGAGGCGCAAAGUUCUGGACGCCAGCAGUCAUCCUGGCCAUCUCUGCUGGGGGCGGAGGCUUGCUGGCCAUCCUUGCCUUCCUCUUUGCCUACAGGAGCCUGCUCUCGAUGAAGUCCAAGGUGCUGGACCCUCUGCUGGAGGAGGAAACUCCUGAGCUGCAGGUCACCACCAAACUCGUCCAUCAGAACGGGGCAGACGCUGCGGUUGAGGAGGCGCGCAUGUCCGGGCGCGAGAUCGAGAACCUGUUCCUCAACUACGAGGAGGAGGAGCCGCAGAACGAGCAGGCUGACAUGCUGGCACGGGAGGACAUGGCUGGGCUAGAACGGCUGCCUCCCUCCAUCAGGAUGGAGCCGGAGGAGGUGGCGUCGUCCCUUGUGUGGAGCAAAAGCUCGUCAGGCAAGAUGGAGCCUGUGACGUCAGCAGAUCUCGUCACCCUCCAGUUCCACUCCAUCUACCCCAACCCGGACGCAGACGUCGAGUUGACUCUCGACCCCUCCCUCAGCGACAAGUUCGGCAUGGCCGAGCCCGCGGACUUCGCCGAGCUGGAGCCGGAGGUCACGAGCAGCAAGGUCCAGACGGCCAGUCGGGGAGGAGCGAGGGAGUUCAUGUUGCAUCCAGCGACGGUGGAGGAGGGAGAGGAGGGAGGAGAGGAGGAGGUGGAGCAGAACGUCAGGAGGAUCGAAGACGCGCUGCCUGACCUGAACGGAGAGGAUGAGCAGUUUGAUGAGCUAGAGCCCAGCAUGCAGUGA
Messenger RNA from Guillardia theta CCMP2712, 42546 nucleotides. RefSeq lists its product as hypothetical. Bases 1 to 42546 code for a protein of 14181 amino acids. Gene Ontology annotation, biological process: cell communication. Gene Ontology annotation, molecular function: nuclease activity. The record is from RefSeq and is a predicted model, not a curated record. NCBI's taxonomy places the organism in Eukaryota, Cryptophyceae, Pyrenomonadales, Geminigeraceae. The transcript is spliced from 8 exons. Gene Ontology annotation, cellular component: membrane.